Molecule: messenger RNA, 1267 nt
Organism: Sinocyclocheilus rhinocerous
Lineage: Eukaryota; Metazoa; Chordata; Actinopteri; Cypriniformes; Cyprinidae
Product: histone H1-like
Exons: 1
Coding region: 32-646 (204 amino acids)
Biological process (GO): nucleosome assembly
Cellular component (GO): nucleosome
Molecular function (GO): DNA binding; structural constituent of chromatin
Source: RefSeq, a predicted model, not a curated record
CUCUGUACUACGUGACAAGUUUACUGAAACUAUGGCAGAAACUGCUCCUGCUCCCGCGGCUGCUCCAGCCAAAGCCCAAAAGAAGAAGGCGGCAAAGGCGAAAAAGCCUGGACCAAGCGUGUCAGACCUUAUCGUGAAGGCGGUUGGCGCUUCCAACGAGCGCAGAGGAGUUUCUCUGGCGGCUCUGAAGAAGGCUUUGGCAGGUGGUGGAUAUGACGUUGAGAAAAACAACUCUCGCGUCAAGAUUGCUUUGAAAUCGCUGGUGAAAAAGGGGGCGCUUGUUCAAACUAAAGGCACCGGGGCAUCCGGAUCUUUCAAGGUGAGCAAGAAACCAGCCGCCAAGAAGCCCGUUAAGAAAGUUGUGGCGAAACCGAAGAAACCAGCCGUGAAGAAGAAGAAGGCGGCGGCCAAGGCGGCGAAGCCCAAGAAGGCACCAGUAAAGAAACCUGCCCCGAAGAAGUCUCCCAAGAAAGUGAAGAAACCGGCUGCGCCCAAGAAAGCCGCCAAAAGCCCGAAGAAAGUGAAGAAACCGGCUGUGAGGAAAGUUGCAAAGAGUCCUAAGAAGGUCAAAGCAGUGAAGCCGCAAAGCCCAAGGCGAAGAAGACGGCCGCUAAGAAGAAGUAGACUGCCAGACUUCACUCCAUAAACCAAAGGCUCUUGUAAGAGCCACCCCAUCUUCACAAAAGUGCAAAUGUUCCUAACGCAUGUAAGAAGGUUAAUGCCUUUUUAAUAGACUGAGAAAAUGUUUUUUGAGUGGGAUGUGUGACACUUUCUGUGUUUUUCUUGUUGGAUAGGGUCUUAUUGCUUAUAAAUAUCACCAGCGCGAACGAGCAGCACAGAUAUACUUCUGUAAAAGAUCGGUUUGUAUAAACACAUGACAGUCUACCUCUGUACCUGAUGCACAAAGCCGAUUAUUUGCUGUAGCUUUUCAAUCCUUCACAGAUUAGACAGAAGAGUCCGCUGGUUGGAAAGUGUCCGAAAUGUCAUUCAUAGUUAGUUCAUCGUGUGCACGUACGUGAGAGCUUAUGUGACUAAACAGGAUGAGUGUUUUAUCACUGUCACCAAUUCGUGUAAUAUUUAUAUUUUGUAUAGGAUUAUACUAGACUUUCCUGUAAAUAUAGCAAUACAGAACACACAUUUAAUUUAUUCAUUGUUAAUGGUUUGUUGAAUGUUACUACAAAAGGCAAGAUUCCAUCAGUUGUUGUUUAUUUUACAUUUUUUUGUAUACUAUUGUUCUUAACAUUUACUCAUAAACCUAUAUUUUGUC